AUGGUUGCCCGCCACAUUGCGGGGGCGCUCGCGCUGUACACGGAUUGUGUCGGGCCUCGCGGUCUCAGCCAGCGCCCUUUCGAGGCGCAGGUCCCUGCUCGGGGCGGCUGGGGCUGCCUGUGGCGCUGCGGCUCCCGACGGAGUCCUUCGGCACUCGUGGCCAGGAACCCGCUUGGCACCGUCGUCAGCGCAGGCAAAAGUCACAUGAAAAAGGUGAUAGAUCCAGGAAAGAAGCUCGUGAACGUUCAGGUAGCCGCAAAAGGAAAGAAGGCUUACCGCGACAUGCUCAAAGACGAGCGGCGGGUGCGCGAUCAGCGUGAGCAGGAUGAAACACGAGCUGAAGCUGAACAGAGACGUAUGAAUGAAGAGGCUAAAGGUUUGUUACAAGACGAGUACGAGCGUGAUUUCGACAUCGAGCGGGAAGCAGAGCUCGAGCGGCAGGUCAAAGCCGAACAGCAGUAUGUGGCACAAGCGAGAUUUGAAGCCGGGCAGGCUUUGAUCAACGAAGAAGCUGCAGCCAAGCUGGGCAAACGGGCGCGGCUAGUUCAGAAUUUGCGCGGCCACCCGUCGGCGCGCACUGCUCAGCGCCCAGGGGUGGCGCUGGGGGCGCCAGAGGGUACCGACCGUCGGCUUCGGCUGGCGGUGCGCACUGCUCAGCACCCCCCAGCCAGCUCACGGGUGCCAGAGGGUACCGACCGAUGGGUGGAGACGGGCAUCGCCAAGAGGGACAGUGCUGCUAUAAGGCAGCAUUCUGCUGGCAUGGAGAUUGACGGCCCCAACGUGCUCGUCGACCUUACAGACUCCCAGCCAGCGCCGCCAGCAUUUUGCAAGGUCAAGCAGAUCACCACUAUUUCGGAGCUCUACUGUCAGGUACAGUGGCAAUUGAGUGCGAGCUCGGCCAUGCAUCAUGUAUAUUGUGACGCGUUCUUGCACAUCAAGUCCCCCGAGCUGGCGGCGUUUGCGCUGGCCCGCGUCAUGCAGGACUCUGCGGGUUUUGCGUGCCAGGGCUUUGUGGCUGCGCGAGCAUCGACAGCUCGCGCCCUCUCAGACACGAGCGACCUGACUCGCAGCACAGGAGUGGAACUCUUGGGCGCGGUCUGGGCCGCAAUCUUUUCGCUGCAGCUUCCAUGGGGCGAACAGGUUUAUACCAUCUGCGAUGGCGUGGCGGCGGUGGACAAGGCGUUCAGUCGAGUGCGCCUGGUGUCAGACUUGGACAAGAUGGCGGCCACUGUGCUUCGCGACGUGCAGAGGGCACGACCAGUAAAUGUGAUCCAAGAGCCUGGGCAUCAAGACUACCCUUGGAAUGAGGCAGUCGACUCGAUCUCGCGGCUGGAUUAUACUUUACUGCAGAAGAGUAUCCAUGAUUGUGCUACAAGUUGUUAUGUCAUGUCGGACCUGGAUUUUGCUGGAAGAUCACCAGACCAUUGGCCGUUGGUAGUCACUAUGGCUGCGGCCAAGCACUAUGUCACACCUGAACCCAGGAUGCCGAUGCUGGACAGACAACAACUAAGCGAUCAUGUUCGCCAGCUCAAGUUUCAGCAGGCCUUGAAAGCACUACCGGUGGCAACAUGGGCGACGGACAUCAACGACCAGGUCGCCGAGUUCAAUGCCACAAUCAACAGGUGCACUUCCCGACUCUUUGCAGAAUACAGGUUCUCUGCGAGAAAGCCGUGCAUCAAGUCAGGUACCAUGGCCUUCAUCAGGCUUCGCAGGUAUGUUCGGCGUGCUCAACAGUCUACAUUCAGGCACUCGCUGGAGCCUUUACUUUUGCUUGCGCGACUGCUGCCCAAGCAGGUGCAGAUGUUUGUCUAUGAGUGUCGUGGCCAAGAUGGGGCUUUCUCAUGUCCGUGGGAAGGCCCCCUCUGCCAGCUGGCCAUGGCGUGUGACUUUUUCCAGGCUGAAGAGUUUACGAUGGAGGAGUUACUGGCGGCAGCUCAUCUAUUUAUGGGGGCAACUGCAGGCGCACUCAGGUGGUGCUUGCGACGAGACCGCCAGGAUUUCCUCACGCAGACGGCAAAGAAGACCGGCGCUUUCUCUGUCCUACAUGAUGGCCACCAUGAAUGGGUCUGGCUUCAGAGGUUGUUGAGAUUCAACGGCAAGCAGGCGAGGCGGUGCGAUCAUACGCUGCUGCCACAACGCUUCCAGCAGGACGGCACCCCUGCCACCUCAGAGCUGGAGUGGUCUGAGACGCUCAGGCACCAGUUUGCCCAACUGGAGGACGGCUACGAGUGCUCCGAAGUAGGGGUGCGUGACGAGUACAAUGAUCUCACGCUAGCACGCACCGGCGGCUUAGUGCGAGACAUUGCGGCUAUCCCGCCGCCGUCUUGGCUCGCCACGCGCCUCCGAGGGCACACUGCCGCGGUUAGGCCGCUGCGGUCAGCUUUUAUCAAGCACGACGCCGCCACAAAGGAUAAGCUCAAGUGUAUCGACGCGUUGUGCAGCGCCCGUCUUUUCUUCCAGGCAGAGACCUGGAAUCAGUUGUCCAGUACGAGCCUCGCGAAGUUGAAUCAUUCCUUGGUCUCGGGCUACAGGGUGGCAACAGAGAAGCUGCACGGCGCUGCGACGCAGAACCAUGCAACAUAUGCCGAAGUGCUGGCCAUUUCAGGGCAGCCGCCCUCUGGAGACUGGAUGCGGUGCAAGCAUCUGCGGACAGGCCCGAAGCCACGACGACCAUUCGACAUGGCCGACCUCGGAGGUUCGCAGAGGGAGUUUGGCCAGGUGCUGGCCGUCAACUGCCAGCAGUUUUCCGCGGCCAUGCAUCAGCGAGGCCUGGUAUCGCAGCCUGCUGCAUGCGUGGCCAGCCGCAGCUGGGACCUACUGCGGCCACUCCUGGAGCUGUUGGGCGAGGCCCUGCUGGACGCGCAGCCUGCGCUCCGCCGUGGUGGCUCUCAGCCAUGGCCGCAGGACAGCGAGCUCCUCGCCCUCCUCGCCCCGCCUGAAAGGUACCCCGAGGCGAGCUUGCAGGAGGAUGCAGAAGCUGAUUGGGCCCUGGUCGAGGGCUCUCUCCUCUCGUGCAGGUGGAAUGGGGCCGAGGGCGCCAACACCUACAUCACGGACCACAAAUCUUACGUCAUCUGCAAGGUGCUGCAUCGCAUACACGCCGCCGCUACAAGAGCAGGCGCCAGCACCAAUACCGACCACAUGAUGACCCCGUAUGCGGCCACCUUCAUCCCAGCGGAGACCAACGACAGUUAUGAUUACCUGGAGGCAGCUGCGGCCCGACCUACGGUAUCUUACCCCGACGUCGCAUGCGUCAAACAGGCCAUCGACAAGGCCAUGUCGCAGGCCACGCUGCGCCGACCACGGCUACGUUGCUUCGACACCGAGGAGGCGGCCAGGAAGGCCACCCGCGGCACUGCGGGCAUACCGUGUGGCAGCCGCACGCUGUGGGCCACUGGGCUCAAGGCCUCCAGGGACAUCAAUUUCACGAAGCACCUCGCCUCCGAUUUCGCGGCUUCUCAGGACUCCAAUUUCAUGACUGGUGCACACACGGACAAUCAUUUCGUGGACCUCCAGGGUUCCGCUGUCCCGGCCUCCAAGAACUUCAAUUUGGCAGACCACAUCAAGGAUCCAAAGGCUGGAGAGGAGAUGGAGUGGCUGACGCCCCACGCCGAGCCCGCCGGGAGCGUGCUGGGCCGUUCCCAGGCCCCGCCGAUCGCCGCGCGCGUCAGAUCCAGGCUCGCGCUGAGGUUUCUGAGUAGCAGCCUCCAGCAGGUGCGCAAGAUCUCCUCGGACGUGGUCGACAGUCUCACGGACUGCAGGGGCAUCAGCAGCGGGCCCGUGACAGCCGCCAUCUGCGCGUUCUUCCCAGUGGUCCCCGCCUUCCGCUUCGGGGACCUGUACGAUGCGGGCAUCACGAUUUAUUUGCUCAUCGUGGGCGCCUGGUUCUACCUCCGGCUGCCCGUGAGGGCGUUGGCCCCGCUGUUCUUCGCCGACCCCGCGGGGGCGGUGGUGGGGAAGCUCUGCACGAGGAGGGGCUUCAACCGAAACUGGUACGAGAACAAGUCCGUCAUGGGGACCCUGGCGGUCUUGCUCUUCGCCUUCCUGAGCCUGGACGUGCCCAGCGCCGCUGCGCGGGCCUGCCUGGCCGUGGUGUGCGCGCUGGCGGAGGCCUUCGGAGGCAAGACCUACGACAACCUCGCCAUAUCGGUGCCCGUGCUGGGCUCGUGGGCGCCGCGCGCCCCCUUCGCCCGCCGCCGACCCCCGCCGAGCAGCAGCAGCGGCGGCGCCAUCAAGGACGACUGCGCCGUCGAGGGCGGCGAAGACGACGAGGGCGACGCGGCGCCACCAGCGAGGACGACGCCGCCAGCGAGAGCGGCCUCGUCGACGGCACCGGCGGCGCGUCACCGAGGGCGGCGGCGGCGGCAACGGCGUCGGCGGCGGAGGCUUCUCUGUUGGACAUCGCCCUGCAUGGGGCUCGUUUCGGGCUCGGGGCGGUCAGCUUAGGCUACGAGGCUAGGGGGGG
Prorocentrum cordatum is the source of this 4465-nucleotide messenger RNA. The record is from the annotation of a GenBank genome assembly. Lineage: Eukaryota; Dinophyceae; Prorocentrales; Prorocentraceae.